Messenger RNA from Antechinus flavipes (yellow-footed antechinus), 939 nucleotides. Its product is annotated as olfactory receptor 8G1-like. Bases 4 to 939 code for a protein of 311 amino acids. Gene Ontology annotation, cellular component: membrane. Gene Ontology annotation, molecular function: odorant binding; olfactory receptor activity; G protein-coupled receptor activity. The transcript has a single exon. Gene Ontology annotation, biological process: G protein-coupled receptor signaling pathway; sensory perception of smell. The record is from RefSeq and is a predicted model, not a curated record. Lineage: Eukaryota; Metazoa; Chordata; Mammalia; Dasyuromorphia; Dasyuridae.
AGAAUGGACACAGGAAAUAAUUCUGUAGUGACUGAGUUUAUCCUCGAAGGAUUAACAGAUUGGCCAGUGCUUCAGAUUCCCCUCUUACUAUUAUUCUUGGGCAUCUAUGUGAUUACCAUGGUGGGAAAUCUGGGCAUGAUAACAUUGAUUGGAGUCACGUCUCACCUCCACACUCCCAUGUACUAUUUACUCAGCAGCUUAUCUUUCAUUGAUCUCUGUCAUUCUACUGUGAUCAUCCCCAAAAUGUUGGUAAAUUUUGUGUCAGAGAAGAACAUCAUCUCCUACAAUGAGUGUAUGACUCAGCUCUAUUUCUUCCUCAUUUUUGUAAUUGCAGAGUGUCACAUGUUAGCAGCUAUGGCAUAUGACCGUUAUGUGGCCAUUUGCAGACCCCUGUUAUAUAAUGUCAUUAUGUCCCCUCAGCUGUGCAUUUGGCUAGUAGGUGGUGUAUUCUUCAUGGGCUUGGUUGGUGCCACAGCUCACACAGGAUGCAUGCUUAGACUGUUCUUCUGUAAGGACAAUGUCAUCAACCAUUACUUCUGUGAUCUCAAUCCCCUCCUAGAGCUGUCUUGCUCCAGCACCUAUAUUAAUGAAGUGGUGGUUGUUUGCCUCAGUGCAUUUAACAUCCUCACCCCAACUCUGACCAUUCUUAGCUCUUACAUCUUCAUUAUUACUAGUAUUCUUCGCAUCCGUUCCACUGAAGGGAGAUCCAAGGCUUUCAGCACCUGCAGCUCCCACAUGGCAGCUGUCGGUUUCUUCUUUGGUUCUGGUGCAUUCAUGUACCUACAGCCCUCUUCAGUCAGUUCCAUGGAACAAGGGAAAGUGUCCUCUGUGUUUUACUCAAUCCUUGUCCCUAUGUUGAACCCCCUGAUCUACAGCCUGAGAAACAAGGAUGUUAAAGUUGCCAUGAAGAAAUUCAUGGAGAAGAGAAUGUUAUUGUGA